ACACUCCUUAUCUCUUCGGUUUGAACGUCGGUCUCUCUCUAGGAAGAACAAAGAUGCCUGAAGGAGACGACGUAAACCCCAAAUCUUCUGAAAAACAACAAAAGCAAGAAGAAGAAGAAGAAGAUGAAGAUUCGGAAGAUGAGCUUGAAUCUGAUGACGAAAUUCCCGAAAUUGAGGAAGAGCCCGAGGAAGAAGAGUCGGAGUCUUCCGAUUCCGACUCAGAUGAAGACGACGAACCGGAAGUAGAAUCCGCCGGCGGACCCAUUGCAGAAUAUGUCGACGACAAUGCUGAAAUCCCAGAUGAGGAUGAGUCUCCUGAUGCGAACGUGAAGCGUUUCAUGAGAGUCCUUAACAGCAAAAGCAUGCGGAGGGAGCAAGAAGAGGAAGAAAAAGAUAACGUUUAUCAUGAAGAUUUAUUCGAUUUCCCUAAAGACCCAGAGAACUGGAGAGAGCAGGAUUUGAAAGAGCUUUGGGGAGAUGCUCCACCCGCCAUGACAAAACCAGGAUGGGACCCUAAUUGGAUUGAUGAAGAUGAGCUUGAGAUAAUAAGAGAAGAAAUUGAAGAUGGAAACGACCCUCCAAUUGCUCCAUUCUAUGUUCCUUAUCGCAAGCCUUAUCCUGUCAUUCCUGAUAACCAUUUUGACAUUUCCAAUCCUAAGUCUGUCAUUGAAGAACUUGAUCGAAUUGAAGAGUUUAUGAUUUGGGUCAGCUACAUUUUCGAAGAUGGAAGCUCUUAUGAAGGUACUGUCUGGGAUGAUUUGGCUCAUGGAAAAGGUGUUUACAUUGCUGAGGAAGGUCUUGUCAGAUACGAAGGCGAAUGGCUUCAGAACAACAUGGAGGGACAUGGGGUUGUUGAGGUUGACAUACCCGAUAUAGAACCGGUUCCAGGGUCAAAGCUGGAAGCGAAGAUGCGAGCAGAAGGAAGAAUGAUAUAUAGAGAUUCCUUGUCCCCAGAGGACAGGAGAUGGCUGGAGAUGGAUAUAGAAGAUACAAUGCUUAUGCAUGAUGGAAAUUGGGAAGUACCUUUUUAUGAGAAUGAAGAAUGGGUUAAUUCUUUUGGUAGCAAACCAGAGAAGGGGCGGUAUCGAUAUGCUGGUGAAUGGAAACAUGGAAGAAUGCAUGGCUGCGGUGUAUAUGACUUCAAUGAACAGCCCACCUUUGGUCGGUUUUACUUUGGAGAGUUCUUGGAGGAUCCAGAUGGCUGCGAUGAAAAUAUUUCCGCUAUGCAUGCAGGUAUUGCUGAGGUUGCUGCUGCUAAAGCCAGAAUGUUUGUUAACAAGCCUGAUGGAAUGGUAAGGGAAGAAAGGGGUCCUUACACUGAUCCACAACAUCCAUAUUUCUACGAAGAAGAUGAUGUUUGGCAGGCUCCAGGCUUCAUCAACCAGUUCUAUGAAGUUCCUGAUUACUGGAAAAUGUACAUUCAUGAAGUCGACGAGGAAAGACAAAUGUGGUUGAACUCCUUCUACAAAGCUCCGUUGAGACUUCCCAUGCCUGCCGAGCUUGAACACUGGUGGUCUAAUGAGGAGAAACCAGAGUUUAUCCUCAUUAACAAGGAACCGGAACCAGAUCCAGAAGAUCCGACAAAGCUGGUAUAUACCGAGGAUCCUCUCAUCUUGCACACCCCGACGGGACGAAUAAUCGAUUACGUUGAAGACGAAGAGCAUGGGGUUCGUUUGUUUUGGCAACCGCCUCUUAAAGAAGACGGAAGCUUGGAGGAUCCGGAUGAUAAUGGUUUAGUCCUCCCUCUAGGUUUUGACGAGUUUUAUGGACGAGUAAAGGUUGUGAAGGAAAAAAACAUGUUGGGCCGUAUUCUGACUGGAUUGGAGAACACAUUGAAGCCUACACUUGAGAAGAUUGAUAAAUGGGUCGAAGAGAAGAAGAAAGAAACUGAGGAGGAUAUGGAGUUGAUUGAGAAAGAGCUUGAGUGUGCUGAGGCUGAAAUGGAUUUAGAGGAGGAGAUUGAGGACAUGGAUGAAGAACUGAAACUGAUACAGGAAGAGGAGGAGAGGAAAGUUGAGGAUAAUAAAGAAGGAGAUGUUAAUAAUGGCGGUGUUACCAGCCAAGAUGAUGCUCGGACUCAGGCUCGGGCUGGUCUGGUUGAAGAAGCAGAUGCCGAAGAGGAAGAAGACGAUGAAAACGAAGAAGAGGAAGAUGAUACCCAGCCAUCAAGUUUUGGGUCCAUAGCAGAUGACAAAACUGAAGACGCGGUUCAGAAAGGAAACAAGCGCCCAAAAUCACCUUUUUCUUCAUCUUCGUUGUCAUUCGCAUCAAGCAGCCUGGCAUCACCUUUUAGCCUGGUUUCAGCAGUUCCAUCGCAGGUGCAGAGGACAUUUCUGGCAUGGAAGAAUCGGAGAGUAAUAGGAACAGCAACAUCAGAAGGAGGAGACAUGUCUACUCCUCCAUCAUAUUCUUGUGCCAGUUUUCCAAACAAAGGGAAACAAAACUGGUCCUUGAAGGCGAGAAAGCAGACAGAGGUUCGAGUCAUGCACAUGAGCAAGAAGCAGUCACAUUUACCAUGGCUCUCGGCCUGCAGCUCUUCUUCGACGAAACCGGGAAGUAUCUUAGAGAAGGAAAGUUGGCCAUAUGCAUACCACCCAGCAACCAGUUUGCAGAACAUACUUUCUCUCCAUUAUAGCUUGGAUGUGGGCAUACAAUAGUUGUAGUAGCUCAACUUCCUAUCACUCUUAAAUCACUAGUGAUUUUUGUUUUUGCUGUUGUUCAAUUUGUAUCAUUUGAAUUAAGUUGUAGUUGAGUCAUUUAAGUAUAUUAUUACUCAAUUGUUUUACAUACUUUCUCAUUGAGGAUUAAAUAAUGUCAUUACAUA
Messenger RNA from Impatiens glandulifera, 2824 nucleotides. RefSeq names its product protein TIC 100. The coding region runs from base 54 to 2657 and encodes 867 amino acids. The transcript is spliced from 11 exons. Gene Ontology annotation, cellular component: cytosol. Lineage: Eukaryota; Viridiplantae; Streptophyta; Magnoliopsida; Ericales; Balsaminaceae. The record is from RefSeq and is a predicted model, not a curated record.